Molecule: messenger RNA, 2922 nt
Organism: Vicia faba (fava bean)
Lineage: Eukaryota; Viridiplantae; Streptophyta; Magnoliopsida; Fabales; Fabaceae
Source: the annotation of a GenBank genome assembly
AUGUGGUCCAAAUUAGCCAAACGCGCUUCCUCAAAAAAAAUCAACUUAUCCUCACAACCCAUCUCUAUUUCACGUUCUUCUACUUCAAAAAGAUUUCCCCCCCAUGAUAAUUUUCCCGUGAAAAUCUCGCCCCAAACAAGGAUUAACUUGAUGCACCCGUUUUUGUGUUUCAGUAAAGUUGGUAUUUUUACUUCAGAAAACAAUCUGGGUCGAUCUGAAUUCACGUUUUCUGAACACCCUUUUAGUUUUUCUUCAAUUUCGUUGAAUCACAUUAGAAGCUACGGUAGUGUUGCUGAAGCUAUUGAAUCGACUGAUACAGAAGAUGACUGUUCAGGUUCUGGUUCAGGUUCAGAAGAAGUUCAGGAAUUGUUAGAACAAAUCGUGAAAGAAGAGAAGAAAAAGCCUAACAAGAACAAUAGUUACAAGCAUAAAAUACUUAGGAGGAGACAGGUGAAAAUUGAGACUGAGGCAUGGGAGGAAGCAGCGAGGGAGUAUCAGGAGUUGUUGGAAGACAUGCGCGAACAGAAGCUUUCGCCGAAUUUGCCUUACAUGAAGUCGUUGUUUCUCGGUUGGUUUGAGCCGUUGAAGAAUGCGAUUGUGGCUGAUCAAGAGCUUUGUAGGGAUAGUAAGACUAGGUUGAGUCAUUCGCCUUUUUUCAAUGAGUUGCCUGCUGAUAUGAUGGCUGUUAUCACUAUGCAUAAGUUGAUGGGGCUGUUGAUGACUAAUAGUAACGGUGUUGGGAGUGCUAGAGUUAUUCAAGCGGCUUGUCAAAUAGGUGAAGCCAUUGAACAUGAGGGUAGGAUAUACCGAUUUAUGGAGAAGUCAAAAGCGAAGAAAACAGCAUCUGACAAGGCUGAUAGUGAAUCUGUUCCUGAACCUAUAGAAAGUGACAACCUGACAGCUGAAGAGAAAGCAAAACAUGAUAAAGAGGAGAAAAGAAUUAGGAAAAAAGUUGCUAAUUUAAUAAAAAAGCAGAAGAAGCAACAAGCAAUGGCGAUAGUUCGGGGAAGAGAUCAAGCGAAACCUUGGGGACAGGAAGCUCAAGUAAAGGUUGGCUCUCGUUUGAUACAAUUGUUAAUAGAAACAGCCUACUUACAACCACCUGCCAAUCAAUUCGGAGAUGGCGGUCCUCCAGAUAUUUACCCCGCAUUUAAGCAUGCCCUCAAGACGAUUUCUGGUGAUUCAGGCAAUGGAAGUAGGAGAUAUGGCGUUAUUGAAUGUGACCCUAUGAUACAGAAGGGCCUUGAAAAGACCGCCAGGCACAUGGUCAUCCCCUACAUGCCAAUGUUGGUUCCACCGAAUCAGUGGACAGGGUAUGACAAAGGAGCAUACUUGUUUUUGCCAUCAUACGUAAUGAGAAUACAUGGAGCAAAGCAGCAACGUGAAGCUGUAAAAAGGGCUACCAAGAAUCAACUUGGCCCUAUUUUUAAGGCUCUUAACACUCUUGGUGAUACCAAAUGGAGGGUAAACAAAAGUGUACUUGGUGUGAUAGAUCAAAUAUGGGCUAACGGAGGCCGUCUGGCUGACUUGGUGGAUCGCGAUGAUCUACCCCUCCCAGAGGAACCAAACACAGAAGAUGAAGAAGAAAUCCGAAAAUGGAAGUGGAAAGUUAAAGCCGUCAAAAAGGAUAAUAAUGAGAGACAUUCACAACGAUGUGAUAUAGAACUUAAACUGGCUGUUGCACGAAAGAUGAAAGAAGAAGAAGGCUUCUACUAUCCUCACAAUCUUGAUUUCCGAGGGCGUGCUUAUCCAAUGCACCCAUAUUUGAACCAUCUUGGUUCUGAUCUAUGUCGAGGCAUACUUGAGUUUGCAGAGGGACGCCCUCUGGGGAAGUCAGGCUUACAAUGGUUGAAAAUACAUCUUGCAAAUUUGUAUGCUGGUGACAGACCUCUUGAAGGAAAGCGGUGGUGGUUGCAAGCAGAGGAUCCUUUUCAGUGCUUGGCAGCUUGUAUCAAUCUUUCUGAAGCAUUGAGAAGCCCUACCCCCGAGUCUACCCUUUCUCAUAUGCCUGUACACCAGGAUGGUUCAUGCAAUGGCUUACAACACUAUGCUGCACUUGGCAGGGACAAGUUGGGAGCUGCUGCGGUCAAUCUUGUUGGUGGUGAACAGCCUGCUGAUGUUUACUCAGGAAUUGCAGCCAGAGUACUUGAAAUCAUGAAAACAGAUGCACUGAAAGAUCCCGAAACUUUUCCACAUGCAUUGCAUGCUAGGCGUUUGAUCAGCCAGGUGGACCGAAAGUUGGUGAAGCAGACAGUGAUGACAUCGGUGUAUGGAGUGACUUAUGUUGGGGCUCGGGACCAGAUUAAGAGAAGGCUUAAGGAGCGUUGUGCGAUUGAGGAUGAUUCAGAGCUGUUUUCUGCUGCCUGCUAUGCUGCAAAAACCACUCUCACCGCCUUAGAAGAGAUGUUUGAGGCUGCAAGAAGUAUUAUGAAUUGGCUAGGUGAAUGUGCAAAGGUGAUAGCUUGCACAAACCAAGCAGUGCGAUGGGUUACUCCCCUUGGGCUUCCCGUAGUACAACCUUACCGAGAAAUAGGAAGACAUCUGAUCAAGACAUCCCUUCAGGUAUUGACAUUACAGCGGGAGACGGACAAGGUAAUGGUAAAAAGGCAGAGAACAGCUUUCCCCCCAAAUUUUGUUCACUCUCUGGAUGGUUCUCACAUGAUGAUGACUGCCGUAGCUUGUAAACAAGCAGGGAUGAACUUUGCAGGGGUUCAUGAUUCUUAUUGGACACAUGCGUGUGACGUUGAUGAAAUGAACAGGAUACUCAGGGAAAAGUUUGUUGAACUCUAUGAUGCUCCGAUCUUAGAAAAUUUAUUGGAGAAUUUUGAAAAGACGUUUCCCGCAUUGAAGUUUCCUCCUUUACCGGAACGAGGAGACUUCGAUCUCCAAGAAGUUUUGAAGUCUCCCUAUUUUUUCAACUAG